This is a messenger RNA of Nicotiana attenuata, 1521 nucleotides long. RefSeq lists its product as uncharacterized. Bases 117 to 1043 code for a protein of 308 amino acids. The record is from RefSeq and is a predicted model, not a curated record. NCBI's taxonomy places the organism in Eukaryota, Viridiplantae, Streptophyta, Magnoliopsida, Solanales, Solanaceae. The transcript has 9 exons.
UUCGGGUACCCCUACCUUGUGAGAUAUCGCAGGUUUUGUAAAACAGAAUUAAACCCUGAAGAAACCCUCGUCUCCGACUAUCGUUUCUACCAUUGACAAACUCAUUUACACCUGAGAUGAUUAAAGGAGGCAGAGCAACCGUGCUAACAUUUGCUGAAAAAAGCAAGAAUAUAUUGGACUCAAAUUGGCAAGGUUACCUUAAUACCGUGAAGGCUGAUGCUAAAGGAAGCAAAGGGGAAAUAUACACUUCAAAAGUCCGCUAUUUGGUCAAGAGAGGCAAGCCCUACGUCUGGGUAGCCGAAAAUGAUAUGCACAAUGUGAACACAAUGAUAGAUGAGCGUGGAUCUUUUGCUGUGACGAGUCCCAUGCCAGGUCCACUGGCAAAUCUACUCAAGUCCAUCAAGAAACUACCAGCUCGGGUUGCUCUGAUGGGUGAAGUUCUGCCUCUUAAAGAUGAAAAGGCUAAAUUAGCUAGAGAGAGCCUUAAGGAAGUCAUAUCAUCUGAAAGGAGCAUGAUAGAGAAAUUCUCUUACUCCGUUUUGGGUAUAUUGAGUUCAUCUUCCCUUGGUGUUACAUGCCGAGGUGACAAUCUCCAGGAAUUAUUUGAUGCGGACAAAGGAUAUGUUGUGUUCAAGUUCAAUCCAAGUUCAUGCAUGUAUAUUGAUAGUACUGGAGGGACUCAUGAAGUAGAUCUUGAAGAAGUCCAAGCAACAAAGCCUGAUCCUUUAUCAUCAUAUACUAUGAGCCUAAUUGAUGGAAUUAAUCAAAGUGAGGCGAGGCGUAGAGCUCUUAUUCUCUUCUGCAUCACACACUUGAGUAAGAAUGCAAAGGAUGCCUAUCUGCUUUCUAUAGAUCAGAAAGGAUUUGAUGUGAUGGGGAAAGUUCUAGGUCCAGUGAGGAGCGAUGGUUCUCGUGAAUAUCAGUGGAGGGAGUUCAGAAUUCCAUUGAGAGAAGAGGCACACAGUGUUGAAAUAUUCUGCCGUCAGCUUGUUGAAAUGGAGGAGAAAGCGCUCAAGAGCUUCUCUAACUUUACUGGCCUAUAAAUAAGGGUAGAAUCAGCUUGUAUCGGCAUCACCUGACUGGUGUGAAGAAAAAGCAAGGAGUAAUGAUAGACAAGCUCCAGAGGGAACAACUGCGACCUGGGUCACUUUUGACAGAGAAGAGGGAACUGCGAUGGAGGGCCCUAGCAAGGAACAGAAAGAUGCAUUGCAUUUUAUUGCAGAAGAGUGAGCUUGUGAGUUGGACUGUGUGCAUGUCCGUUCUUUUAACCUAAGCUUCUGAAAUUUUGUAAUCAUAAAAUAUAACCUUAGCUAAGACAUUACACCUAAGUUUGAGGAACGUGAUUCAUUUCAUUGUGAUGUAGACUGCUAAAAGCUCAUCGUUGGUACGUGUUUGCAUAUCCUCACGUAUACUCAAGGAAACGUGUUUCAUUAGAUAAAGUCAUACCGCAUUUAUUUAAGGGAAAAGGGUCAAAAAUGCCCCUCAACUAUGGGAAAUAGAGCAAAUUUGUCGUUAUUUAAA